GUCUUUUCAAUAUCGUUGUUGAUUGGCCAAAGCCAAACAAAUUGGCACCAAACCUUUUGCCAUCUCCACAAAACAACAAAACCUUAAAUUAAAAUCACACAAAAUUCACUUCACCUCUCAACCAACAACAUCAAACUGUUCCUUUUCCAAGGUAGUUAUGGCUAUGGCUGGAACAGGAACUCUGAAUCUCUCCCAAUUCUCACUCCACAAACCUCUUUCAUUUUCAGCUACAAAACUACCAAGAACCAGAAUUUGCAUUAGAGCCAUGUCAGAAACAGAAAACAACCCUUCCACUUCUGUCACCACACAACAAGAUACUCCUUCAACUUCAUCAUCAGUGUCAAUUUCUCCUCCUCCCAAUUUCAAGCCACCUGAAGCUAAACGCUUUGCUAUUAGAUCAGACAAGACUUUUGAGAUCCUUGCUGCUUCUCUUCCAUUGUUCUUUCGUUUUGCUACUGGAGUUUUCGUUUCUGGGUAUUCUUUCUCAUUUGUUUCUAAGGAUGAAAUUCCACCAAAUGAAUAUGUUUUUAAACUUUCUGGCAUUACAGUUAAAGAAACAUCAAAGGUAGGCGCUCGACCAGAGAAGCCUAUUGAGAUAUAUGAAUUUGAAAGCUGCCCAUUUUGUCGGAAGGUUAGAGAAAUAGUUGCUAUUUUGGACCUUGAUGUUCUUUUCUAUCCUUGCCCAAGAAACAGUCCAAAUUUUCGUCCGAAGGUUGUUCAGUUGGGUGGUAAACAGCAGUUCCCUUACAUGGUUGACCCAAACACUGGCGUUUCAAUGUAUGAAUCAGAUGACAUAAUUCGGUAUUUGGUCGGCAAAUAUGGUGAUGGAAACGUUCCUCUUGCUUUAUCACUUGGAUUUUUAACGUCAUUGACUUGUGGUCUAUCUAUGCUUGGUCGUAUUACAAAGGGAACAACAUAUACUCCAGCAAAGUUACCACCACAACCGCUUAAAUUAUGGGCGUAUGAGGGAUCUCCUUUCUGCAAAAUUGUACGGGAAGUACUUGUGGAAUUAGAGCUGCCACAUUUGCUUGUCAAUUGUGCUAGGGGUAGCGCAAAACGAAAUAUACUAUAUCAGAAAACCGGACAUUUCCAGGUACCAUUUUUGGAAGAUCCAAACACUGGUAUAGAAAUGUUUGAGAGUGCAGAAAUCAUAGACUACAUUAGAGCAACUUACACUCUUUAGUAAUACAUUGCAUAUCAAUAUCACUUUCAUGAAAAAAAUAAAAAGCUUACGCUCGUAAGCGAUUUUUUGUGAAGCGUAUGAGAUCUUUUACUCAAUAUCUUGUUAAGCCUGACUCCUGUCUUCUUUUCAUCUUGUAAAAUUUAAAUUGGUUCUUACUUAUACAGGUAAAUCAAUUUGUUACUAUAGCAAAAAUAUCAAAUAGUGGAUUUAAUUUGCCUCAAAAA
Molecule: messenger RNA, 1407 nt
Organism: Trifolium pratense (red clover)
Lineage: Eukaryota; Viridiplantae; Streptophyta; Magnoliopsida; Fabales; Fabaceae
Exons: 12
Coding region: 158-1183 (341 amino acids)
Cellular component (GO): chloroplast
Source: RefSeq, a predicted model, not a curated record